AUGAAAUCAGCAGGACCAGAAUAUACUCGAUCUUCAGUCCAACCGGUAUUCCCCUCCUGGAUCCUGUAUGGAAUCAGUCUCUUCAUCCUGGGUCUAUUUUUGGCCGUUCAUUACAUCAGACGCCGCCACCAAGCCCAUUUUGUAUACCUCGACGAGCUCGACCUGUGGUCUCCAUCCUGCGCCAUGGAGAAAGCAUUGAUCAAAUCUCACUCUUCACCCUCGGCCUGCGAUAUCUUGAUCCCACUUUCGCGGAAUGGCACUUUUCCAAGUAGUGGAGCCGUCGCCGCCAUGGCGCGAGAGCAAAUGCAGAACGCAGACGCAUGUUCACCGGGGGCCUCCAAGGCCGAGAUCCCGACCCAAGAUGAACAAAGUGAUAGUGAGGCGAGUGGGUCGGUGCAGAGACGCGAGUCUGCACAGCAGAUGCAGGAGGCGGAUACCAGCGGGGUGCGGACUUGGAGGCGUCUGAUCGUCGAGUAUAGCUAG
Penicillium maclennaniae is the source of this 483-nucleotide messenger RNA. RefSeq lists its product as uncharacterized. The transcript has a single exon. The record is from RefSeq and is a predicted model, not a curated record. The coding region runs from base 1 to 483 and encodes 160 amino acids. NCBI's taxonomy places the organism in Eukaryota, Fungi, Ascomycota, Eurotiomycetes, Eurotiales, Aspergillaceae.